AUGGGUCAUUACACAAAUCAUUUUGUUUUACUCUUUCUGGUCAAUUUCAGCUUUUUUUUCGUUACUUCUAAUGCUUCAUUGAUCAAUGUGGUUAACUUUGGGGCUAAACCUGAUGGAAAUUUCGACUCUACCACUCCCUUCCUUAGGGCAUGGUCUUCGGCAUGCACAUCAGUAGAACAAUCCAAAAUUUACGUACCCAAAGGAAGUUUCUUGUUAAAACAAGUGACAUUUGGGGGUCCUUGCAAAAACAAUAUUAUAUUUCAAAUUGAUGGCACUAUUGUUGCCCCUUCAAAUUAUUUGUCAUUGGGUAAUUCUGGAUAUUGGAUCUUGUUUAGCAAUCUAGAUGGUGGGAUUUCAAUAAAUGGUGGGAUUCUUGAUGGAAAGGGUGAUGGCUAUUGGGGUUGCAAAAGUGGAGGAUCGAGUUGUCCUAAUGGAGCAAGGUCAAUAUCGUUCAGUUGGUGCAACAAUGUGAGGGUUAGUGGAUUAACAUCAUUAAAUAGCCAAGCCAUGCACAUGUCCCUCAAUUAUUGCAAGGAUGUUUUGAUCCAAAAUGUGAAUAUCAAAGCUCCUAGUACAAGCCCUAAUACAGAUGGAAUCAAUAUGCAGUUUUCAACUAGGGUUAAUGUUAGCCAUUCCACCAUAAUGACCGGUGAUGAUUGCAUAUCCAUUAGCCAAGGUAACACCAAUGUGUGGAUUGAGCAUGUUGCUUGUGGUCCUGGACAUGGCAUUAGCAUUGGUAGCUUGGGCAAUUUUGUGAACGAGGCUGGAGUUCAGAAUGUGACGGUGAUCCAUUCAGUAUUCAGCGAAACACAAAAUGGGGUUAGGAUAAAAUCGUGGUCAAAAUCAAGCAAUGGAUAUGUAAGAGACAUUGUGUUCAAGAAUCUCACCAUGCAAAAUGCCUAUAACCCCAUCAUUAUUGAUCAAACAUAUUGCCCCUCUGGAAGUUGUCCUCAUGAGGGUUCAAGCGUGAAGAUAAGCAGAGUAUCAUAUGAACAAAUAAAGGGAACUUCAGCAUGUCCAGUAGCAAUAAAUUUUGAUUGCAGCCAAAGCAAACCAUGUGAGGGUAUCAAAUUACAAGACAUAAACCUCAAUUACUAUAACCGAUCUGCUAUGUCAUCUUGUACAAAUGUUGGUGGGUUUAACAUUGGAACAGUCAUCCCAAAGAGUUGUCUUUGAAAAUAUUUGUUAAAAAAUCUCAAUUUAUCGCAACCAAAAGAUAAAGGUUAAAAAC
Cajanus cajan (pigeon pea) is the source of this 1231-nucleotide messenger RNA. Its product is annotated as polygalacturonase. Gene Ontology annotation, biological process: carbohydrate metabolic process. The record is from RefSeq and is a predicted model, not a curated record. NCBI's taxonomy places the organism in Eukaryota, Viridiplantae, Streptophyta, Magnoliopsida, Fabales, Fabaceae. Gene Ontology annotation, molecular function: polygalacturonase activity.